ACGUAUCGCAUCGACGUUCGAUUCAUUUGGACUAGGGAUUGUGCUACUGCUAGUCGUUUAAGCGGAGCUGAAACAAAUCGAGCAUGAUAUAUUUUCCUUAGCUAUAAACUUGCUACGUAUUCCACAGGUUGUUGCCUUUGGCAGGAUGUCAGGAUGGCAAGUGGCCCUGGCUUGCCGGACAGCCUGGUGCUGGAAAUCUUCUGGCAUCUCCCUCAUAAGGCAGUACUGAGCGCUGGGUUCACCUGUCGUCAGUGGUUUGCGGUGUCGCGGGAUGAGUUCCUCUGGAAGGAGCUCUUCUACAACUACUACUGCAUCCCGCGCUCUGUGCCUCGCCACCCUGCGGCUGUGUCGUGGUACAGGGAGUUCAAGCGGCUGUAUGACUGCAUUCCCUGUGUGGAGGUUCAGACUCUGAAGGAACAUCAUGAUCAGGUCCUGCAUUUGGCCUUCUCUCACCGUGGACAUCGCUUCUCUUCCUGCUCCAAAGACUGUACUGUUAAGCUUUGGGACACAGAGCGAUCAGAUGGCAACAUCUCUUUGGUUCACAGCACCAGCAUGCGGCAGUUUAACUGGGGCUACACUCAGUUCUCACAGUUUAACGCUGAUGACACCCUGCUGCUGGUCUCAGGGGUCUACCUGGGCCCACAUCACUCCUCCUCUGGAGAGAUUGCAGUCAUCAGUUUGGAGAACUACACUCUGCUGUCCCGUGUGAGAAAUAAGCCAUACGAUGUUUUUGGCUGCUGGCUGAAUGAGACUCACCUCAUCUCUGGUAACCUGCACUGGAUUGGCAACAUGACCUCCUGCUCUGUGCUCUGGCUCAACAAAGCCUUCCAGGACAUCGAGUCAGAAAAUGUGAAUGUGGUGAAGCGUCUCUUUAAGAUCCAAAACAUCAAUGCCAGCACUAUCCGCACAGUGAUGGUGGCCCACUGCCGUCGACACGACUCUCCUGACCUCCUUCUGGACUAUGAAGCUCAGUCACAGGCACAAGCUCUAGCUCAAGCCCAGCGGACACAGCAGCACCAGCCUCUCUUUUUUGAUCUGGGAAACACAGACAGUGAAGAGGAGGACGAUGAGCAUGAUGAGGAUGAAGAGGAUGAGAAACGAGGAGAAAAAAGAGUGUCAGCACAUCUGCCCUUAUGUAACCCAUCCGGGAUUCAGCAUGUUAUACACGGUCAUCACAGCGUAGCCACGCAUGAUCGAGAGUUGGAGACUAAGGUGGCCAGGUUGAUGGGCAGCAGACGCACCAAAGCUCCUGAUCCAAACCUGGUCUCUCCAACAGCUCCUGGAGAAGGAGAGGACAAGACCUACCUCCUCUUCACCACCGGCAGCCUUACCUACUCGCCUCACCAAAUAGGCAUCAAGCGGAUAAUGCCUGAUCAAAUGACGACGUGCGGUCCUGUGUUGGGAGAGGAGCGCAGUACAGAUGAAUUCUUUGACUCACUGGAUCAUGUGAUCGACAUACACGGCCACAUCAUUGGAAUGGGUCUGUCACCUGAUCAUAGGUACUUGUAUGUGAACAGUCGAGCGUGGCCAGCGGGCUGUGUGAUCUCUGACCCCAUGUGCCCUCCUCCCAUCGCAGAGGAGAUCGACCUGCAUGUGAUUGAUCUGAAGAGUCUUAGAGAAGAGCGCCGCAGCCUUCGAGCCCACCGGGCCUUCACACCCAACGAUGAGUGCUUCUUUAUCUUCCUUGAUGUCAGCCGAGACUUUGUCGCCAGCGGGGCUGAGGACAAGCACGGUUACAUCUGGGACCGGCACUAUAACAUCUGCCUGGCUCGCCUGAAACACGAUGACGUGGUCAACUCUGUGGCCUUCAGCCCAGCAGACCAGGAGCUGCUGCUGUCCGCCAGCGACGACUCCACCAUUAAAGUGUGGCGCUCGCCACGUAUGGUGCGCCUCGCUGAGGCACUCCAACGCCCCCCUCGGGCUCGCAAACUGCUCUCCUCCUUGUUUGGCCACAGAAGUGCUAAUCUGAAUGGUAAGCCCUGACCUAGACGCUGGCGGGGGCAACGCAUGAGGAAAGCAACACAGAAAGACACUCCAUGAGCAGAACGAAACGUGUGAGGUCAAGAAACUGAGGAUUCCACGUGGUUCCUACGAGAACAAGGAUACAUGUAUUCCUUAGUGGCCUUUUUGCAGAACGUACUGUGACCAACAGAUCACUGGGAGAUGAAAAGCGAUGUCUUUGGAAUGCUAUAUUUCUGAAAGAUCAAUGAUGCACAUGAAAACGUGGAAGACAUGCAUCAACAGUAUAUGUGAAUUCAAGAGCAAAGAACCAAGAAUUCAAAGAGAUAUUAAGGUCACAUUCACAUAUAUGUGCGUCACGUGUGCAGUUUGUGAGUCCAUUUAACCCUGUCAUAAAGAAUGGAGCGCCACUUUUGCAUGUCUGCACGUUUGUAAUUUCUGUUGUUUUUUUUUCUUCCUGUUUUUAGUAGAUGUUAUACAAGCAACCUAAUGAUCAUAACAAGGACAUGGUCAGAGUAUUGAAAUACUAACAGAGAAAAAAUACAAUUCUGCUACAAAUUUACAGCACAAUUAUGUCACUGGUGUUUUAUCUCUGUUCCAGUUUUAUGUAAAGGAGGAGCAGUUUAAUUUAACAUCAUUACAGAACGACAAUGCAGAUGUUUACUCCUGAGCUACCCCAUCUAUGCCUUUAUUAUUGAAAUCAAUUGUAUCCGUUGUGCACAUGGUUUGUGUCAUACAGGUUUUAACAAUCAUACUAUAUUGAUGUAAAUGUAAAAAAAAUCCAAAGAGACUCCAAGCCUUCAUGUUGAACUUUGUUGUUCGCUUUAUACAAUCAUUUGGUUUUAACUUGCACCAGUGCUGCACUUCUGUUAUGGUGGAAUAUUUAUUUUAUAUUUACAUCAAGUACAACAUAUUUCAUGAGAAUUUGUGCAGGUGUGAUUAAUAAAACUACCAAAAAGCUGAAGAAAAAAGGUCAAACAACGACCAUUUACAGUAGGUGCGUUUCAUUGAGAUACUAUGCAGCAUCAGGGCAACUUUGUGUCAUAAGCAUACAUUGUUUACCAGCAUUAAAUAUUCAGCAAAGGUGCUCAUUUAUUAUUAUGAAAAAGUGACUCUAAUAUGCUCCCCCAUGCCUAACAUAUAUGAUCUAUAUAUGUAAAGCUCAGCUGUAAUGUUAAUCAUGCAUAUUACUUUUUGUUGAUUUCCUUUUGGUUCCUUGAGAUUUUAUUUAUCUUCAGCAGGCGAUUUCAAUCUGAUCUUCUAAUAAUAAUUUAGUUGGAGUUUGGAUCAUGGCGUGCAGCAUUCGUCUCUGUAGUUGCGAGUACAUCAGUGGUUUUGUUUUUAAUGGACCGGAUUCCCUGUGACAUUUGUUUGCAUCUGAUUUUCCCACAUGCUCAGUAGAUUUUGUAUUGUGGGAUGUGUACAAUUUGUUUGACCCAUUAAAACUUUUUCUUUUACCAGACGCAAUGUGAAUUUCUUGUUUUUAUAUCCCAUGUUUGUAUUUUUCGUGAAGACUAGGACUGGAUAAAAUAUACAUACCGCUUUAGAGAAAAGAUCAUAAUGUUUUUUGGUAUUACAAAUGGAUAUGGUUAGCACACAACAAUUUAGCAUUUCAGAAAAAUCAUAAAAUUAAAUAUA
Molecule: messenger RNA, 3597 nt
Organism: Sinocyclocheilus grahami
Lineage: Eukaryota; Metazoa; Chordata; Actinopteri; Cypriniformes; Cyprinidae
Gene: fbxw5
Product: F-box and WD repeat domain containing 5
Exons: 10
Coding region: 154-1983 (609 amino acids)
Biological process (GO): protein ubiquitination
Cellular component (GO): Cul4-RING E3 ubiquitin ligase complex; SCF ubiquitin ligase complex
Molecular function (GO): protein binding
Source: RefSeq, a predicted model, not a curated record